Messenger RNA from Magnolia sinica, 1116 nucleotides. RefSeq names its product ribulose bisphosphate carboxylase small subunit, chloroplastic 3-like. The transcript is spliced from 3 exons. The record is from RefSeq and is a predicted model, not a curated record. Bases 43 to 567 code for a protein of 174 amino acids. Lineage: Eukaryota; Viridiplantae; Streptophyta; Magnoliopsida; Magnoliales; Magnoliaceae.
CUCCCUCUGUCCCUCUCCCUCUCUCUCUCUCUCUUUGUGAAAAUGUCUGCAGGAAUCGUCUUCACCUCUCUUCCAGGAACAGGCCACCUGGGCCUGAAGCCCACUUCCCAACAGCUAUUUCCAGCCAAGGACACAAUCGGGUGGGCUAGGAAAACAACAUCCAACGGCUCAAAAACACACUGCAUGAAGACGUGGAAUCCCAUCAACAACAAGAAGUUCGAGACGCUCUCAUACCUUCAGCCUCUUUCGGACAGUUCGAUUGCGAAGCAGAUCGAUUACAUGAUCUCCAAUGGGUGGAUCCCAUGCUUGGAAUUUGAUGAGGUGGGCCACAUCCAUCGGUCCAACAGCCGAAUUCCAGGUUACUAUGAUGGACGGUACUGGACGCUCUGGAAGCUGCCCAUGUUUGGAUGCUCGGAUUCAUCACAGGUUCUCGAUGAGAUCAACGGCUGCAAGAAGGCGUACCCAAACGCCUACAUCCGCUGUCUGGCCUUUGACAACAAGCGUCAGGCCCAAUGCUUGGCUUUUGUCAUUCAAAAGCCCAACUCCACACCUAACGAAGAUACUUGAGCUCUGUGAGGCCCACUCGUGAUUUUUAUGUAGAAUCCAAACCGUGCAUCUGUUCCAUCUCCUCAUGUUCACCGUACAUACCAAGAAUAAUAAUCCUGAUCCAAAACUCUGGUGGGAUACACUACAGGGAGAAAUGUACAAUCACCACUAAAACCUAUGCAUUUAGAUCGUGCGGCCCACCUAAGUUUUUGAAUGGUCAGAUUUUAGUUUUGACCCUUCAUCCUGAUGGGGUGCACCUGAUGAAUGGUUUGGAUGGCAUGUGAAUGCUACAUGGGGGACAUCACCUUCCGCAAUGCCCCCACAUUGAUGAUCUUUGAUGUGGCCAACCAGAGUUAUAGAUCAGGCUGGAUUUUGGUACCUACGUCUAACAUGGAAGGAUACAUCUAUUGGACGGGUUGGAUGGAAAUUACACGUUAUGGUGGGCCCCAUGUAGCUAGAACGUACGUAAUUACCAUGCGUUAGAACGCAUGAUCUCCAUAUCUAGCUUUUCUACUCUCGUUGUAAUGACUUUUGAUUUGCAAUAAUAUAGCUUUCUGUUAUGAACCCUGA